GGGCCCAGCACAUAACUGGGUGGUUGCAGUCCAGGGCGCAGACAGCCAGCUGCUCCGAGUCGCACCGCCGCCGCCGACAGCAUGAAGGCCCUCCUGGCCCUGCUUCCGCUGCUGCUGCUGCUUCUCUCUACUCCCCCCUGCACCCCCCAGGCCUCCAUCCGGGGAGAUGCUCUGGAGAAGUCCUGCCUUCAGCAGCCCCUGGACUGUGACGACAUCUAUGCCCAGGGCUACCGGACAGACGGCGUGUACCUCAUCUACCCCUCGGGCCCCAGCGUGCCCGUGCCCGUCUUCUGUGACAUGACCACCGAGGGCGGGAAGUGGACGAUUUUCCAGAAACGGUUCAAUGGCUCUGUGAGUUUCUUCCGGGGUUGGAAUGACUACAAGCUGGGAUUUGGCCGUGCUGAUGGAGAGUACUGGCUGGGUAAGGCGGGGGCCAGGUGGGCUGGGGUCGCCUCAGAGCUAGGCCCUUGCCACCAGCUGCUCCUUUCCCCAGGGCUGCAGAACCUGCACCUCCUGACGCUGAAGCAGAAGUAUGAGCUACGAGUGGACUUGGAGGACUUUGAGAACAACACGGCGUAUGCCAAGUACGUCGACUUCUCCAUCUCUCCCAACGCCAUCAGUGCUGAGGAGGACGGCUACACCCUCUAUGUGUCAGGCUUCGAGGACGGCGGGGCAGGUGACUCCUUGUCCUAUCACAGCGGCCAGAAGUUUUCCACCUUCGACCGGGACCAGGACCUCUUUGUGCAGAACUGCGCAGCCCUUUCCUCAGGAGCCUUCUGGUUCCGCAGCUGCCACUUCGCAAACCUCAACGGCUUCUACCUGGGGGGCUCCCACCUCUCCUACGCCAACGGUAUCAACUGGGCCCAGUGGAAGGGCUUCUACUACUCCCUCAAGCGCACCGAGAUGAAAAUCCGCCGGGCCUGAGGGGCUGGCCCCAUCAGGCCCCAUCCCUCCCUUGACCUCCCUAGGUCUCCAUGAGUGUCCCCUUUGCUAGCCCUCCCCACCCAGCCCCUGCACCCCCGCCACACUGCUUCUGCUGCUCCCUGAGCACCAGCUUCUCUCAGGGGACCUUGGGGCUCUCAGCCAUGGCUGAUCCCCAUCUCACACCCAGGGCAUCCAUCUCAGCCAGGCCCUACUCCCCCCACCUGAGGCUAAGCUGCCAGCAGCUCCCCAGGCCUUUCCUGAACAGCACAGUGGUCCUGGCUUAGACUUGGCUGGGCUUCGCAAGGCUGCGUUGCCUCUGCCCUGUGCUGGCAGCUGAGAACCAGGAGAUAUCCUUCCAACUGCAGGCUUUUGUAUUCCACCCUGGCCAGCCUCUUAGCAGUGGUCUCAUCUGGGGCUACCCUAGCAUGCUAGACUGAGUGGAGCAGUCUGACCAACACUCAAAGCAGAUGCCAGGCCACUCACGGCCACACCCAGCACUCCCUCUGGUUAUUCCCAGGUACCUCCCAUCCUUGGCCUGCCUCCCUCCCUCCAACUUACUCCCCUGUGAGCACCAUGGACCCCAGUCCCAACUCACUAUCAUUCUCAGCUCAAUGCCACCACAGCAGUCACCACAGCUACUGCCCACCACCCUGAAACAGCCAAGGUAGGCAUGGACAUGAGGUCCCCACCCACCUCAGGAGAUGAGGUUCGGUCACAUGGGAGGUGGAGAACAAUUUCUGUGGGGGAGUGGAGAUUACAAUAAACCUUCAGGACGUGAGCGAA
Tupaia belangeri chinensis (Chinese tree shrew) is the source of this 1707-nucleotide messenger RNA. It is a transcript of the gene MFAP4, whose product is annotated as microfibril associated protein 4. The transcript is spliced from 5 exons. Gene Ontology annotation, biological process: elastic fiber assembly. The coding region runs from base 82 to 924 and encodes 280 amino acids. Lineage: Eukaryota; Metazoa; Chordata; Mammalia; Scandentia; Tupaiidae. The record is from RefSeq and is a predicted model, not a curated record.